Cercopithifilaria johnstoni is the source of this 1580-nucleotide messenger RNA. Lineage: Eukaryota; Metazoa; Nematoda; Chromadorea; Rhabditida; Onchocercidae. The record is from the annotation of a GenBank genome assembly.
AAGAAACCAACACAAAUUUGUCGUCGAUGAAUCCGCGAUCAUUUAUGUGUACCGAUUGCAAUAUUGGAUUUCGAAAACAUGGUAUUCUUGCAAAACAUUUGCGCUCCAAAACUCAUGUUAUGAAGUUGGAAAGUUUACGUAUUAUCCCAGAAGAUUCUCUAUCGCUAAUAACACGUAGAGAAGGAGGCAUAUAUUUGAACGAAAUUGAUACGACGGAUUGUGAGCGUGCACGACAAAGCAUCCUCGGGAUCAUUUCCACAUUACGUGAUUCAAAUGUGUUAGAAUGUCGUGAGCAAAUGUCGCAUUUACCUGUGCCGCUACUACAUAUUAGCAAUAAUAAUAGUCAUAAUAGCAUCAAUGUCAACUAUUCGUCGCAACAGUUAAAGAUACAACAUUCUCCGGUACCAUCCACUAGCCAAUCCUUUGUUGAACAUAAACGAUUACUGGCUGGUCAGCAGCACAUGUCAAAGCGUUCCGACGUCCUAGCAGCAAAAAUGCAAAUUGAAAUGACACCCAGAAAAUGCGAUUUGACAAUGUCGCAACGAAAAACAGACGAGCUGAAUGGGAAGUCAAUCUCUGCAAACAUUUGGAUGCCACCAAAACUUGAUGUCUCUGAUCGUCGCUCUGUUGAUUUAAUUGGUCGUUCUACAGUUGAUUCCGCUGCUCUUUCGGAUAACGGUUCGUCUGUACGAUCUGAUGAAGCAAACAGUGAAGGAGCUGGACGUAGUGAAAGCUCGACACCAACACAACGUGUUUUGGCUGGUACUGCGCCAUCACCCCUUUUGCCAACUUCUACCAGAUGCAACCUUUGUGAGGUCAACUACGAAUCCAGCUUUGAUUUGCAGGUACAUCUUCACGCUGAUCAUAUAAUGCUGCGGGAUGGAAAAGAUUUUUGUUGUCCAAAGAAACAGUGUGACAAGGUUUAUCCAAGUCGUGAAAAUCUUAGGCAGCAUAUAGCUGCACACUAUCAUGGCGGUGCUACUGCACCUUUGCCAGAUAGUCGUGAUGAGAUCGAGAGUGCAAUCAUGGUGUUGUCAGAUGCAAAUGAUGCAUCGGUAGUUUUGCACCGUAAAUUAACAAAUUCAACACCUGGACAGCACGCUAAUUCAGUGCCGAAUCAUAGUCCGAAUGCACCGGAAGAAUCCCAUACCGCCUGCCCAAAAACAUCGACAUCCAGUUCUUCUACGUUAAUAUUAUCGAUGGAUUCUGGUGAUACAAGCAUUGGAACCGUCGUAACAAGCAAUGGAUUGGUAAAACAACGUCAGCAAGCAAAGUUGAAUGAAGUUGAAAAAGCUAACGGAUGCAGUACUGUUGAUGCAAUUACUCAAGAUCGAAAGAGGUCAGCGUCGACGCAAUCAACCGUGGCUUCUGGAUCAUUUGUAAAUGUUGGAACAGUAUCGGCAGCUUUACCUUGUGCCAUAUGUGGACAAUCAUUCCCGGAUGCAUUUGCUCUGCAGCAACAUUGGCUCUCACACGUAUGCGACCGACCACAUAUUUGCAAACAAUGUGAUGCCGGUUUUACAACUGCUGACGCUCUGAACACUCAUACGUUAACGCAUCAAAACAAUAGAGAACGGUAA